AGCAGUUUAGUUUAGACAGGCGGACGGGCAGCUGCGAAACCAAGACCGGGUUAGAAAAAGGAAAGAUUAGAAAAAAAAAACAAAACAAAACUUCUGGAAGUGUUGGCCGACAAGUUAUCUCUGUUUGUUCUGUAAGUGUGGAAUGAAUCUCCUCUCUCUUGAAGUUGUUUGCUCCAUAACCGGUUUUGAGGAGGCGGUGAGGCGCGGCGGCGGAUGGAAACACACAGCAACAGCAGCGCCAAACUCACAAUGCGCCCUGAGUGAACAGAGGCAGGGAGACAAUACAGAUCCGCGGGCACACUGAGGGGCUGCCAUCGCUCUUCUGGACUCUGUUUUCUCCUCGGAACCGCUGCCAGAGUUGCAUCCCCCCCCCACGGCUGAUUUAUUGAUUGACUGAGACAAAAUUGACUUCGCUGCACGGGCAAAGUGGUUUUGAUCUCCAAACUCAGCCAUGACGUCUCCGGCGAAAUUCCGAAAGGACAAGGAGAUAGUGGCCGAAUAUGAAACUCAAGUUAAAGAGAUCCGUGCCCAGCUGGUGGAGCAGCUCAAGUGUCUGGACCAGCAGUGUGAGCUGAGGGUGCAGCUGCUUCAGGACCUGCAGGACUUCUUUAGAAAGAAAGCAGAAAUAGAGAUGGACUACAGCCGCAAUCUGGAGAAACUGGCGGAGAGGUUCCUCACAAAGACACGCAGCACCAAGGACCAUCUACUCAAGAAGGAGCAGAGCAUUUUGUCUCCAGUGAACUGUUGGAACCUGUUGCUGCUUCAGGUGAAGAGGGAGAGCCGUGACCACGCCACUCUGUCCGACCUCUACCUCAACAACAUCAUUCCCCGCUUUGCACAGAUCAGUGAGGACUCAGGACGCCUCUUCAAGAAGAGCAAAGAAGUUGGCAUUCAAUUGCAAGAGGACCUGAUGAAAGUCAUGAAUGAGCUUUACACGGUGAUGAAGACGUACCACAUGUACAACACUGACAGCAUCAAUGCUGAGUCCAAGCUGAAGGAGGCAGAGAAGCAGGAGGAGAAGCAGAUGGGACGCUCUGGUCGACAGGAUGACCGCCAGACGCCGCGCUCACCUGACACUUUGGCCAGCAUUAAAACUGAUGAGAAACCUGUGCGGCGCUCCAGUGUGAAAAAAAUAGAAAAGAUGAAGGAAAAGAGACAAGCUAAGUACACAGAAAACAAGCUCAAGGCCAUCAAAGCCAGGAACGAGUACCUGUUAGCCCUUGAGGCCACCAACAGCUGUGUCUUCAAAUAUUACAUCCAUGACCUCUCUGACAUCAUUGAUUGCUGUGAUCUUGGCUAUCAUGCCAGCCUGCACCGUGCACUGAGGACCUACUUAUCUGCAGAGCAAAAUGUAGAAACAUCCAAACACACAGGCCUGGAAACACUGGAAGGAGCAGCAGAGAGUCUGGAACCCAACGGUGACAAACAAAAACUGAUGGAGACCUACAACAACGUCUUCUGCCCCCCAGCACGUUUUGAUUUCCAGUCCCACAUGGGAGACACGAUGGGUGUUGUGUGUGCACAGCAGCCAUUGGAAGGUGAGUUGCUCCAGAGGUGCCAGCAGCUGCAGUCCCGCCUCUCCACACUCAAGAUUGAGAAUGAAGAGGUGAAGAAAACCAUGGAGGCCACUCUGUCGACCAUCCAAGACAUGGUGACAGUGGAGGACUAUGAUGUGUCCGAGUGCUUCCACCAUAGCAACAGCAUGGAGUCUGUCAAGUCCACUUUCAGCGAAUCCUAUCUCAGCAAGCCCAGCCUAGCCAAGCGACGGGCCAACCAACAAGAGACGGAGCAGUUUUACUUCACAAAGCUGAAGGAGUUUCUGGAGGGCAGGAACCUGAUCACUAAGCUGGAUGCCAAGCAUGACCUUAUCCAGAAAACCCUGGGAGAGAGUCAAAAGACUGACUGUUGCCUUGCCAGUGGACGCAGAAACUCGACAGUGCGGAAGCAGGACUCGGGUGAGGCCAUUCCUCUGAUGGUCGAGAGCUGCAUUCGCUUCAUCAGUCGCCAUGGUCUGCAGCAUGAGGGCAUCUUUCGGGUGUCUGGGUCUCAGGUGGAAGUAAAUGACAUCAAAAAUGCCUUUGAGAGAGGUGAGGACCCGCUGGCCGGAGACCAGAAUGACCACGACAUGGACUCCAUUGCCGGUGUCCUGAAGCUCUAUUUUAGGGGACUGGAUCACGCCCUCUUCCCUAAGGAAGUCUUCCACGACCUCAUAUCCUGUGUCUCUAUGGAAAGCCUUCAGGAGCGGGCAGUCCACAUUAAGAAAGUCCUGCAGUCUUUGCCAAGCAAAACCCGCAUUAUAAUGAGAUACCUCUUUGCCUUCCUCAACCACCUGUCUCAGUACAGUGAGGAGAACAUGAUGGACCCCUACAACCUGGCCAUCUGCUUCGGUCCCACCCUUAUGUCAGUCCCAGAGGGCCACGACCAGGUCUCAUGUCAGGCCCACGUGAACGAGCUCAUUAAAACCAUCAUCAUCCACCAUGACACCAUCUUCCCAGGACCCCAAGAUCUACAGGGUCCCAUCUACACCAUCCCUGGAGCUGGAGACGACUUCUGUGACAGUCCACAUUGUGAGCCCCCCCUGGUGGAAGAGCCUGCACCCGACACAGUCUCUGUCAGCCGCAACAACAGUGAAGACGGCUCCUUGGCUGUUUCAGAGUCUGAUCCGAUAGAAGCCAUAGCUCGGUUUGACUACUCUGGCCGGACCAGUCGGGAGCUAUCGUUCAAAAAGGGUGCCUCUCUACUUCUGUACCAGCGAGCCUCCGAUGACUGGUGGGAGGGUCGACACAACGGAGUGGAUGGACUGGUGCCACACCAGUACAUUGUGGUCCAAGACAUGCCUGACGGGGGACGGGGAAGUCCAAAGCCUGACGUAGACACCAGGGAUUUACUGGAAGAAAGAGUGUCCACUAGAGGCAGCGCUGCGUCCCCGACUGGAGCUCAUGUGGCUGACAUCUACCUGGCCAACCUAAACAAGAUGAGGAAGCGUCCAGAGUCUGGGAGCAUCCGAAGAGCUUUCCGGAGUUCCGAGAGUGACAGUACGAGUCCGGGAGCCAGCGGAGGGGGGGUGAGGACUGCGUCUCUUCCUGUUGGGGCGGCUCUGGUGAAAGACAGUGGGGACAAACGGCCCGUCAGCGCUCACAGCAUCCUCAACUCUGUCACUCGCCACUCCUCACUAAAGACCAAGGUGGAGAGUCCACAGCUGCGCAAAUCAACUCCAGCAGGGCGGUCCAAGAGCUUUAGCAACCACAGACCACUGGACCCUGAGGUCAUAGCUCAGGUGGAGACCAGCUCACAGGACAUUGAGGCGGCGAUGAGCUCUGCUUUGAGUGAGCUCAGAGAAUUGGAAAGACAGAGUACUUCCAAACACACACAUGCCCCUGACGUGGUUCUGGACACUCUGGAGCAGUUAAAAGGAGUAGGGGGCAGCGGAGGAGGAGGGGGAGCCUCUGAACCCUCCAGUCCACUCCACUCUCGUCUGUUGCGGGACAAUGAGGGGGGCAGCUCCCACGCCCACCCACUUCAGCGCAGUGCAUCUUCUGCCAGUGAUGUGCCCUCCUCUUUCCGGCCCACCAAGAGCCAGCCACGGAGCCCCCUGCCCUCUGCCACGUCCCCGUCCCUGUCCACCUCCUCCCUGUCCUCCUCCGUACCUUCUUUCAGGGAGCUGCGCCCCCCAGCUACGAGGCCCAAACCGGUGGUGUUUCCAAAGAGUGGAGGAGGACCAGGAAGUCCAGCCAUGGGCUCCCCAACCUCCACUGUCCCCACUACGCCUCCUCCUCCACCGACAGGCCACACACACUCGCUCCCUCACACCCCUCCUCCACCACCUCCACCCCAGUCCAAUGACAAAUCCUGCCCAGCCUAGGACCCCCCUACCCACCCACCCACUUGGCUCACCUCUGAACCUCCACACUGAUUCUUACUGAUCUGAUCUUACAGCUCUUGUACCAGGUGCUGCAAACACUUCAGUUGUUUCACAAGAUCUCGAACCCUCAACUCGUGUGUAGCAUUCACUUCUUGGACGAUCUCAGAUGCCAUGAUUCCUUCAGAUCCCGUCGGAGUGUAUUCUGCCCUCUCCUGGCAGCUCUGCUUACUACAGGUCAACUGUCAAAAUGUAUAGAUAGAAGAGCACCGCUUGUUGCCGCCACAGAGAUUUUGAGAGAGCACUGGAUUAAAACAACAAUUUACAAGGGAAAGGAAACAGGACUCAGGACGGACACCUACUGACCUACAGCACCUGGAACUUGCAUACACUAGUUCAGAAUGUGUGAAAAAUAUAAUUUGAGUGAGCGUGCAGGAGUGUUAUUUGCCUUUACAGAUCUAAAUGAGGAACAAAAAAAGCACUGUUUGAUUUUUUUCUUUUUUUCUUUUUUUUGUAUAGUGGAUGUGACGUUUUCUUUUUCCUUUUAAAUGACCUGAUGCCUACCGGACUGGAAGGGAGUGUUUGAUUCCUAAAAAAAAAAAAAAAAAAAAAAAAAAAACAAGACUGUGAAAUUCUAAGCUUUCACUCUGCGUAGACACGAAAACACACUGACUUGCUGCUCCAGAGGUGGAAGACACGAUAAUAAAAUCAGACGUCUGGAAUGGUGAUGAAAAUGAAAAAAAAAGAGCGGUCCAAAUACCAGUUUAAGUCAUGUGAUCGAAAGCUUUAUUGUAUUGCUUCCUCCAGUGUUCUCUAGAUUUGGUGUUGAUUUUUUUUUUUUUUGGUUCAUUAUUAUGUAUUACAAAAGGAGCGUAACAGGAGCAGUGCUCUCCGAUAUUUACCUAACAAAGGCCAACAGUAAUCCUAAAUCCAUGUAUAGCAAUAAAAAAUAAUACAAGCUGGCAGUUUUAGGCAUUAUGCUGCUUUCUCCUGCAGCUCUAUUGUGUGUGUAGGGGACCAGUGAAACCCAGCAUUUUUAUAUGUAAUGUUGGACUUUACACACACUUUCUAAACAUCUUUUGUGUGAUGGUGUUGUGGCAGCUAAACGCCUUUUCAGGUUUUCCUUGCAUGCUGGGGUCGUAGACAGCAGCCACAAUGGCAAAGCCAGCUGAUUGCAUCAGUUUCUGCACCAGCUUUAUAGGACAAAUAAAAUUACAGCUUGCUCCUUUAACUAUAUACUUCAGAUUUAACAGUAAAAAGGGUUUUUUUUUUUAUUAUUAUUCUAAUGGUGUGUAUGUAUGUUUAAUAAUCAUGAUAACUGGAAGCAUGGAGCUGAGGAUCCUCCUGAGUGUGUUUAGACAAAAGCACAACCAACCACCUCAUCCUAAGCGUUUUUAAGCAAAGUUAGUUUUUAUUAUUGCUUUUUUUGUGUUGUUUAUUAAUGCUAAAAAAAAAUCUGUUACGGUAAAAUGUUGAAUUGUGUAGCUGUCUGGGUGUAUGCAUGUGUGUGAGCAUGCGUGGAUGUCAAGUAUGUAUGCACCUCACCUCACCCUGCCACACACUGGCCCACCCAUGUAGGAGAAGAUCCCACCCAGCACCAACAAUCUACAGACACACAGGAAAAGGCUUCUACCAGUGGGUUCAAUGCUGAAAAUAUGCACUGUGUACAGGUGAUCACAUGAAAUGCCUGCAGGGAUACAUGAAAAGUACAUUUUUCUUCAGUCACUGCUGUGGGAGACCAGCUUUACUUAAAAAAAAAAAGCAAACUAAAAACACACAAAAACAUAGGGGCUCAAAAAUACUUUCUGCACAUUGACAAAAUCAGUAUGGUAAUGAGUGAUGGACAUGACACAUGGCGUUCAGACUAAACUGAACAGAGCCAUUCUUGAUCAUCCUUUAACGUGAAAAGGCGUUAAAUGGGUUUGUAGUGGCUGUUUUCUUAUUCCUAUAACAAGCCCUCUCUUGCUUCCUUGAAAUACAGCACAUACCGCAUUCCUGUAUGCUCUGCCAGAUGAGUUUUUUUUUUAAUCUUUGUAUAUUGUUAGUGUAUUACCUUGUGUAUUUGUGUUGCUCUUACCUCAUCGUAACAACUGGAGGGACUGUGACUGUGUUUGUGUUUGUGUUGAGAGGUUAAUGGCAGAGACAUAAACUCUCCCUACCAGCACAAACACACACUCUCACACAUACAGACCUGCAUGUGGGUGGUUGGUGUGUUUUGUCCCAGCUGCGCUGUUAUGGGAGAGCUGGGACCCUCAUCGAUCU
Molecule: messenger RNA, 6121 nt
Organism: Sphaeramia orbicularis (orbiculate cardinalfish)
Lineage: Eukaryota; Metazoa; Chordata; Actinopteri; Kurtiformes; Apogonidae
Gene: srgap2
Product: SLIT-ROBO Rho GTPase activating protein 2
Exons: 23
Coding region: 452-3862 (1136 amino acids)
Biological process (GO): signal transduction
Molecular function (GO): protein binding
Source: RefSeq, a predicted model, not a curated record